AUGAGAAGGGGUCCAAAUUUUUCUGUAUGCAAUAUUGUGGCAAAUAUUGAAAAGCCCAAGUUCCACAUCUUGGAAGUGAGUGGAAACAAUUAUCUGUCCUGGUGCCUUGAUGUUGAGCUGCAUUUUCAAGGGCAAGGUCUUGCUAAUGCAAUUAUUAUAGACGGAAACGCAAAUGAUAAAGAUAAAGCGAAUGUUUUGAUUUUCAUUCGUCGUCAUUUGUAUGAGAGCUUGAAGACUCAAUAUUUAUCUGUCCGAGAUCCUGAGAUACUGUGGACGAGAUUGAAAGAAAGGCUGCAAGACUUCAAAUCAGUGUUUGAUUAUAACUCGACUUUAUUUGAUAUAGUUUCACGGCUGGAGUUAUGUGGUGUUAAGCUCACUGAAUCAGAGUUAUUAGAGAAAACUUUCUCUACUUGUCAUGCUUCAAAUAUUGUAUUGCAACAACAAUACUGGCAGCGUCAAUUUAAGACGUUCUCGGAGUUGAUUUUUGUCCUCUUGACUGCCUAG
Molecule: messenger RNA, 504 nt
Organism: Theobroma cacao (cacao)
Lineage: Eukaryota; Viridiplantae; Streptophyta; Magnoliopsida; Malvales; Malvaceae
Source: RefSeq, a predicted model, not a curated record